This is a messenger RNA of Cydia pomonella (codling moth), 4622 nucleotides long. Its product is annotated as HEAT repeat-containing protein 6. The coding region runs from base 123 to 3452 and encodes 1109 amino acids. The transcript is spliced from 16 exons. NCBI's taxonomy places the organism in Eukaryota, Metazoa, Arthropoda, Insecta, Lepidoptera, Tortricidae. The record is from RefSeq and is a predicted model, not a curated record.
AUGAAACUUAGAGUUACCUAUAUAAAUAAUUGCAAAAAAGCAAUUAUUAUCCUUAAAACUUCAUUGCUUAAUUUACUUCUAAACAUUUACUGUAUGAGUUGGCUUGUAAAACACGAAUUAUAAUGGGCACAAAUUUACCCCGUAACUUUUCGGUCAUUACCGGUGAACUGUGUAAUCUUCUCUACAAGAAAGUAUACGAUAGAGAGAGAAUAAACUUGCUUAUCGAUGAGCUUAAUGCAAAACCUUAUAAAGCAGAGUUGUUUGUUAAAAAGCAGGAUGCACUGACGUUAAUAACAGCACUAUGCUCGAAUAUCAUACCUACUGAUGGAGUUUUAACUGCAAAAACAUCACAUCUAAUUAAUAGUAUUAUUACAAAACAAAUCCUGCAAUUGGACUCAGAUUAUGUACAAAAAGUGUUAUUUUGGCAUAUUCAUUGUUUCAAGAAAUGCUCUAACAUGGUUAUACCUGAUUUACUUCACAACAUUCAGUGUAUUAUUCAGUUAAAUCCUGCUGCGGGUCAAAAGUUUUCAGAAGAAUUUAUAGGCAGCCAAGGAGUUUUAAAUAGAUUUCUAGACACAAGUAAAUGUAGCCUGACCAUAACACAAAACAGAUUACACCUCUGCCUCAGUGCCUUAAAAUGCAUGUGUUCCAUAACUUCUGUGCCAGAUGAAAACAAGACAUCUGAACAACCAAUUUUGAGCUCUGACUUAAAGGAACAAGUAUCAGAACUAGUUGUUAACUUUUUGUUGAGAAUAACAAAAGGGCAAGAUGAAUAUCAGUAUUGUAAAGUGGUUGUUACUGCAUUAAGAGUGCUGUCUCAAAUCUAUUUCAAUGAUCAGAAUGUAUGUAUUCCACUACCAGAACUUAUGGGUAUUUCUCGCUACUUCCUUGUCUAUGGUCUUGUGGUUCAGGGUCUGAAACCUGAGAAGAUAAUGCCAGCACAACAAACCAUCGCAGCUGUACCUAAUACUACAAAUCGGAACUCAAAAGGUGGUAAGAAACAAAAACUGAGAAGGCAGAGAAACAAUGCAAUUGAAAGUUUGAAAAAGGAAAUACCGGUAUCAGAAAAGAGUUUAAUGAGAGAGGUGGACAGUUUUGAAAACAUUUCAACAUACAGACCGGUUAGUCAAAACUACUUGGAGCCUCAGAAAGGCAGGAACUACUGGGUGCUGACCAGCGAUUCUGACGCUUCAGAUGUUGAGAGCAGUAGAGAAGCUAAGUUGGUUGCUUUGAAGUCUAGAGUGAGACAGAGUGCUGCUAAUCUCUUAUUAGUUUUAAUAAGGGUAACCGAAAAGCGAGACAUGUUCGGAUACUGGUGGGCCCUCCUACCUGACUCACCAGAAGUCGACAACUGGACCGCGACAGACGCUGCUAGGAAGACCCUGGCCUACUGUGCGAUCACUGACCCCACAUCUAAUAACAGGGCGAGCGUGCUAAGCGUGAUAUUGGCGCUGCUUUCCGGGCCUAGGAUGUACUUGUCGCAGGCUGAAGCUAGCAAAAAAGACAACGCCUCCUUCAUCCCGUUCUCCGUAUCACUCGGCUACAUGAUCGACUGUAUGCACAGAGUGUUAACAUGCAUUUUGGACAGCGAGCGAAGCCACGCGGUCAUACUAGUCGCACUUAAAUGCUGCGCGGCGCUGUUGCAGGCGACGCCGUACUAUAAGAUGAGGGCAGGACUUGUGAGUGAGCUGGUUAGAGCGUCGAGGAAAUUCCUGGUGCACAAGGACGUAACAGUGCAAGUCGGAGCUCUAAUCACCAUGGGAUGCGUUCUUUCUAUUGACCCCAAAGUAGAUGAGGUACUAAAAUGUAUAGAAAAAGACACAGCUCCAACAAAGCCUGUUAAUCAAAUUUAUAAAGAGAGUGAUAACAAUGAAGAAUGUGAUGACUUUGAAGAAGGAUAUUCUGAUGACGAAAUGUUUACUGCUGUGGAACAAACAUGUAUAGAAAAAAUAAGUGAAGAGGAAAAUACACAUUAUUUCAAAAGUUGGAUUUUAGACAUAUGUUUUAGGAAUAUGGGUUGGAGUUUCAAGGAUAGUGAAGUCAUUAAAUGUAAGCCCUCAGCGAUCCCUGUGAUACUAGAAUCUCUCCAAGUCCUCUCAGCCAUAGCGUUCCACCACCUACGAGACUUGCUACAGCCGCACUUGAUACUGUUGGCGGACGUUCUGUUCGAGAUGUUGCAACAUGAGCAUCAGGAUGUCACGUUACAUGCAGCGAAAACCGUUAGCGUUAUUGGGGAUGCUAUACAGAAACUAGAACAAACAAACGAAUCUCCGCCCGUGAGCCAAUGUGUGUACAUGUGGCAGAAACUACUAACGCCGCUGUCAACCGUGCUGCAAUGCCACGAUAAUCCCCAGUGCAAGGCGACGGUGUGCGACUGCAUUGCUAAUAUAGGCGAGCGGUCGUUUAAGGAGUUACCGCGACAUUUACAAGUACUAUGCUGCACUCUACUGGUGGGUUCGUGCAGCGACGAGGAGACGGCGGUGCGAGCGGCCGCGGUGCGCGCCCUCGCUAUGACUGUCAUGUUCCGGACGCUCAGAGAAGAUAUCGGUUUCGUUAGCGACUGCGGGGAGAACAUAUUACGUGCUCUAGCCGAGUCGUCAUUGGUGGUGAGAACAAAAGGCGCAUGGGCGCUAGGAAACCUGAGCGACGCACUCGUUUUGAAUGUGGAUGAUCCGGAGAUAGACGAUAUCGACGACCGACUCCUGCUGCGUUUGCUGGAGGUCAGCAUACAGUGUGCCGCUGAUAAUGAUAAGGUAAAGAUGAGUGCAAUGCGGGGACUUGGCAACAUACUGCGCAUAAUAAAACAGAACAAUCUGCAACGCGAUCCGCAAUUCAGGGUAUUAUGCGAAGCAGCAAUCGGGAAGCUGUUGGACUGCGCGUGCAAAGUGAGCAACAUGAAGGUGCGUUGGAACGCGUGCUACGCGAUGGGGAAUGCCAUGAAGAAUGACGAUUUGUUUACUUGUUUCAGUGGAUGGCAGAGUCAAGUCUUCCCAAAUCUCUGCUCCCUCACCCGCGAUUGCAAGAACCUCAAGGUGCGCAUCAACGCGGCGGUAGCACUGCGCGCCCCGACCACCAGAGCGCAAUAUGGCGAACUGUUCCCGCUCGUGUGGCGAGGCGUCAUGGCGGCUAUGGAGAACGCCGCCAAUGUGGAUGAUUUCACCGAGUACAGGCAUAAGGACAAUCUGAUUGAACAGCUCAGCGUGACACUAGCACACCUCUGCUGCCUGCUAAAGCAGACCGACUUGCCCGAAAUCCUCGACCCCCUCGUCUUCCACUACGACUGCGCGAAGUCCCUCCUGACGCAGCUCUGCCACAAACUGCCGCCUGAGAACUCCUCCUGCCUCAGGAUCCUUGAAGCUGCCAAGUACGUGACAGUAGAUUUGACAGCCGCCAACGAUACGCAGUCCCAGUCGUUGAGUAUGUUGCAGGAUAUAUUUAUUUGGGAUAUGUGAGAAAAUUAUGUCUAACCAGAUAUACUAUAAAUUAUCUCAAAUUAUUUUUACGCCUAAGACGCUAAUCUGUUAAACAAAAACCGUCAUUUCUUUUGUGCGUUCGGUCGACUCCCGCGUUGGGCGUGUGGCAAAGCAACAAUGUUGUUUAAAAAGCGGCUGUAUCGUAGUGGUUUUAAGGUUCGAAUGUAGGACGUAGGUAUAAAUAAUGUAGGACGAUCGACCACCACAGUGUAGCUCAUAUUAUUACAUAGAUUUAAACCGUAACACUAUCACGAUAUAGUUGUUUUUUAUAGGACAUUGUUGCUUUGCCACGUGGCUAAUCCGGAAGCUGACCGAACGCACAAAAGAAACCAAUGGCUUUGGUUUAACAGUCUUAGGCGUAAAGGUCAUUUUUGCCUUGUAAAAACAAAUAUAUUAUCUGGAAUACUGGAUUCUGCAUAUAUGCAUUUAACUUUGCGUGAUUGUCCUCACUGUUUUGUUUUCUUUUGUCUCUUACACCCUCGCACGCAAUAGUAACAAGGGGCUGACGUUAUAUUUCUUGUUUCUAUAAUUAAGAAUAAAAAAAUAAGUAUUGCUCUUGAAUGCUAAGAAAUAGUGAUCCAUUACGACUGCGCCAAAUCACAGUAGUUAAAUAUUAUUCAAAAGUGAGACUCGAUCUUUGCGUUUACUUGUUCAACCAAUGUUGUCCUAAAAUAAAUACUCAAUGAGGCUGAUUUGAAAUAAAAUAGUUACUAACUAGCUUCGAUUAUUUACCUAUAUCCAGUAAAGGUAAUUAAUUAUUACAAUUUAUUUCCGAUGUAAGAGCCACCGCGCAUAUUAUAAUAUUUUUUAAGGGAACACUAGAUAAGAUAAUCAAUAUUAUAAGUAAUUAAUUUAUUAGUUUGUGAUUGUCUUCUUUCUUCUAUUUGUGAUUGUUUAUAUCAAGACUAUACAAGUUAUAUUCUAUGUCACAAAUUGCAUAAUAGGUCCAAGUUCAAAUUAUGACUUUUCUGAAAAUGAACUGCAAUCACUAUGACGUUAUAGUAAAAGUAAUACAAUGCUGGAUUUUAUUUAUAAGCCGCUGUAAUAUUGUGAAUAUAUAAGUAUUUUAUUUGUUUUGUUAAAGGACGUCGGCCGGUUAAUGUUAAGCAUUUGUUAUUUAUUAAUUAAAUAAAUGUUCUUUACUCACUA